GUAUAUAUUCUAUUCACUCAUUUCGACAUUGUACCCGUACCUAUGUAGAUCCCGGUACUGGGGCAGAAAAGGCAUACGAGGCACUGGAACAAUCCUUGAAAUAUUUGGAUUGUGAAUACAUCGAUUUAUAUUUGAUGCAUUGGCCAGGAGCUGAUAGAGAAAAUUUAUCGAAAAGUGAAGUGGAAAAAUGGCGUUCCAGUGUCUGGCAACAGCUAGUUAGAGGGAAAAGAAACGGCUUAACGAGAAAUAUUGGAGUGUCCAACUUCAACCUUGAUCAAUUAAAGGAAUUAUUGGCGAAUGACCAUGGUGUAAAGCCAGCAGUGAAUCAGAUCGAGUGGAACCCUAAUUAUCACCCAGAUGAAGUAGUGGCAUUCUGCAUAGUAGAAGAAGGUAUAGUAGUCCAAGGUUAUUCAUCUUUAGGGGGAACUAGUAAUCAAGAUUUAUUGGACCAUCCGGAAGUGAAGAAAAUUGCCGAAAAAUUAGGGAAAACCCCUGCGCAGGUAAAUAAAUAUAAUGGUGGAUGUAUACAACGUAAAAGGUUAGGCUGA
Messenger RNA from Leptinotarsa decemlineata (Colorado potato beetle), 548 nucleotides. RefSeq names its product aldo-keto reductase Mvan_2161-like. NCBI's taxonomy places the organism in Eukaryota, Metazoa, Arthropoda, Insecta, Coleoptera, Chrysomelidae. The record is from RefSeq and is a predicted model, not a curated record.